This is a messenger RNA of Galeopterus variegatus (Sunda flying lemur), 940 nucleotides long. RefSeq names its product platelet-derived growth factor receptor alpha-like. Bases 54 to 386 code for a protein of 110 amino acids. The record is from RefSeq and is a predicted model, not a curated record. Lineage: Eukaryota; Metazoa; Chordata; Mammalia; Dermoptera; Cynocephalidae. The transcript has 2 exons.
AUGAAAAGAUUCACCUGGACUUCCUGAAGAGUGACCAUCCUGCUGUGGCUCGCAUGCGCGUGGACUCAGACAAUGCAUACAUUGGUGUCACCUACAAAAAUGAGGAAGACAAGCUGAAGGACUGGGAGGGUGGCCUGGAUGAGCAGAGACUGAGUGCAGACAGCGGCUACAUCAUCCCCCUGCCCGACAUCGACCCUGUUCCUGAGGAGGAAGACUUGGGCAAGAGGAACAGGCACAGCUCGCAGACCUCUGAAGAGAGUGCCAUCGAGACAGGUUCCAGCAGUUCCACCUUCAUCAAGAGAGAAGACGAGACCAUUGAGGACAUCGACAUGAUGGAUGACAUUGGCAUAGACUCCUCAGACCUGGUGGAGGACAGCUUCCUGUAACUGGCAGAUUCAAGGGAUACCUUCCACUCCUGUAGCUGCCUUUGGUUCCCUUUAAGAAAACCACUUUAUUGCAAUGCAGAGGUUAAGAGGAGGACUUGGAUUAUGUGGAGAGAGAAGUUCCCAGCCAAGGGCUUCAGGGAACUUUCUAAAUAUGAAUAAACGGGAUAUUUUGAAGUGGACUUUUCCAGCAUUGUCUCUUGCAAUGCUUCAGUAGCAUCUCAGUGGUGUGUGAAGUUUGGAGUAGAUGGACAAGGAAAUAUUGGGCCACGGAAGACGAACUUUGUGUUUCAAGGGUAUUGGUGAGAUUCUGACGUACACAAUUUGUACUGCAACAAAACUCCGGCAUUGUAAUUAUGUAAAUAACUCUAACCAAGUAUGUGUUUAGAUUUGUAUUAACUAUCUUCUCUGGACUUCUGAAGAGACCACUCAGUCCAUCCAUGUACUUCCGUCUUGAAACCUGGUAUCAGCUGCUGUCAAACUUUCUUAUGAAGUGCAUGCAAAACCACUUUUGAACCUUAAAAGAUACUGGUACUAUUAGCAUCUUUUUUUUUUUU